Lactuca saligna is the source of this 428-nucleotide messenger RNA. The record is from the annotation of a GenBank genome assembly. NCBI's taxonomy places the organism in Eukaryota, Viridiplantae, Streptophyta, Magnoliopsida, Asterales, Asteraceae.
GGGUAUUAAAGAGAUAUAUGUAUAUACUAUAAAUAUUGUCGAGAAGAGUGUUUCAAGCAACAAUGGCACUUGUUUUAAAGAUAAGAAACUCUCAAUACCAUGGUUUGAAUAAUGCAAGUGAAUCCUUUGAACAUGCCAUACAACGUGUUAUUGAUGACAACCUUGAGUUGGGAUGUGCAUCAACUGAGAAGCUACUGUUAUGGGUGUUUUAUGAAUGUCCAAAAGCACUGAAGAUGAGUGAUGCAAGAGUAAUAUUAUUGUCUGCUCUUCACAAUGUCAUUCAGAUUUUAUCCAAUUGCUACAAUCCACCUGAGUCGCUUGUUGACCGGUUUAACUGGCUUAUGAAAGGGUUUAAUGAUUGGGAUAAUUCCAGUUACCUCCAAGGUUUUGGAACCAUGCGUAGGCAGUCUAGCAUAUUAACCACCUAA